UGGAAGAGAGCGGCAGGAAAUCCGCGCUCUUGUACAGAUGCCUCGCGGGAAAGAACAUAAUUCGUCCAUUUACAGUAGUCAAUUCCGGAUGCCAACCUGAAAAUUAAUUAAGUGUCUGGGUUACCCGGGAAAACAGUGCUGAGCAAACACAAGGAUGAUUACCACCACCACAGUUACAUGCAUGGAGAAGACAGUCCUGGCCAGGAACGGAACAAACACAUAGGCAUAGAUCCUAAUGCUUACUGAGAUAAGGUGCCGUAGUGUCCUGUCCUGAGGCUCAGUCAGCUGCUGGGGUUAAGCAUCAAUGAAUGCCACCUCAGGCCUUUGAUACAGAGAAAUUCCAUGAUCCAUCUCCUGUCGUCUGUGAGAGGCUGAAAUUAUGGGAAAAUUAUGAGUCAGAAUGGAGGAGAAAAGUGAACUGUCAUUCUGUAAAUCCCUCAGCCUGGAAACAUACUGGGAAAACCGCCUUAGCCGUUCAUUCAAAGAAUUGGGACAUUUCUAUUUUCUCUCUCAUUUCGGCAUUUUGCAUUUUAAAUGACAGUUUAAGUCACAGAGCCCUUUUGACUUUUCUGCUGCUGUGUCCGAAGGAUGCCCUACUGGGAUCUGAGUUCAAGCCGGGGGUGUAAUUGAAAAGGAAAUGCAUUUGAGGCCAAGUAUUUUAGUUUACCCACCACCCUCUUAUCUCAGCUGUGAAGAGGGAGGAUUKUCUUAUAAGUUACCCGAAACCACAGAGACAGUGGUGGGAAAAGAGGGUGGGAUAGAGUGAAAGGAGGAAAAGGAGGGGUGAGAGGAACAGUGAGCAGAGUGUGAGGGAGUGAGCGUACACAAAACCCAGACACUGGGUGACUCCUGUAACCAAGGACGAAGGUAGCAACGCAUCACAACGCCACUCUCGCCCACUGGACAUUCUAAAGAAAGGAGAGGCGAACACUCAGACUCAGAUACUCAGCAGUCUCCCAUUAUUCAGUCCUGAGCCCCUGGGGUUGGAGUGGCUGCCCUGGAGGGCUGAAGUCUUGACACAUCCAGAGUGGACUGCACUGAACACAAGACUGAUGUGGGUGGAUUGAGUUCGAUCCUCUUUCAGAGUUGACUGUUUCAGUGGUAUAAUUGUAUUGCUUUCCUCUACUGGCCGAUAUUUGCAUCUGUUUGACCAGCGAGGUCUGGACUGAGAGGGUUGUUCAGUUAGUUUGUGUCAAGGUGGAGCAGGAGGAGGCGUGGAGGAGUAACCCAAGGCAGUAAGGAGAAAGGUACAGACCAUGGGCAAAUCAAAUAGCAAGCUCAAGCAGGAGGUGGUGGAGGAACUGACCAGGAAGACCUACUUUACAGAGAAAGAGGUGCAACAGUGGUACAAAGGCUUUAUAAAGGACUGUCCAAGUGGUCAGCUGGAUGCUGUGGGCUUUCAGAACAUCUACAAGCAGUUCUUCCCUUUUGGUGACCCCACCAAGUUUGCUUCUUUUGUCUUCAACGUCUUUGAUGAAAACAAGGACGGACGCAUAGAGUUCUCUGAGUUCAUCCAGGCCCUGUCGGUGACCUCUCGGGGGACACUGGAUGAGAAGCUCAGAUGGGCUUUCAAAUUGUAUGAUCUUGAUAACGAUGGCUAUAUCACACGAGACGAGAUGUUAAACAUCGUAGAUGCCAUAUAUCUGAUGGUGGGGAACACUGUAGAGUUACCAGAAGAAGAGAAUACACCUGAGAAGAGAGUGGACCGUAUUUUUGCCAUGAUGGACAAGAAUGCUGAUGGCAAGUUGACCCUGCAGGAGUUUCAGGAGGGUUCCAAGGCAGACCCCUCCAUUGUGCAGGCACUGUCACUGUACGAUGGGCUGGUAUAAGGCAGAAAGUGUUUGAUUCCCAAGUGAAUCUAACACAGUGCCAUCACACCUGCUAUGAGAAGAAGCAUCUACAAACAUCAACAUCCCUCCAUGCACCAUCCAGAAGGAGACGUGGGAGGGUGAGGAGGCGGGCACGGACUUGUGUAAUACUGUCCUCAAUUGCACAUAUUCAUCUCCACUAAGCAUUGAAAACAACUCUGAGCCCUCUGAUAUUACAACAUGUAAAAUAAAACAAGGGCAAGAGGGUAAGAGACACUGAACGUAACAUGCGAGGAAGGAAUUUGUUGAUGGUAUAUGUCUGUGGACUUCAUUCAAGAACUCAAACAAGGGAUGGACAGCACUGAAGACCAGCUUUAGAGAGAGUGUAAAGGUUGUUAUUCCCUGUGGUCUACACUGGAGGAUACCCCUUGAGGUGUGUGUGAACUGUGAACGGCGCUCAACAGAGCCCUAGUGGUGUUACUGACAUGUGGAGAGCUGUCACAUGGCUACCUGAAAGACUACAGCGGGAGACAUCAACAGGCACUGAUUUGAGAGUGUGGAGAGAGAUCAACUUGUUUAUAAACCCAUGUGAAUAUGAUAUAGUAUACACUGAGUGUACAAAACAUUAGGAACACUUUCCUAAUAUUGAGUUGCACCCCCUUUUGCCCUCAGA
Molecule: messenger RNA, 2481 nt
Organism: Salvelinus sp. IW2-2015
Lineage: Eukaryota; Metazoa; Chordata; Actinopteri; Salmoniformes; Salmonidae
Gene: ncs1b
Product: neuronal calcium sensor 1b
Molecular function (GO): calcium ion binding; calcium sensitive guanylate cyclase activator activity
Source: RefSeq, a predicted model, not a curated record